Molecule: messenger RNA, 1971 nt
Organism: Adineta steineri
Lineage: Eukaryota; Metazoa; Rotifera; Eurotatoria; Adinetida; Adinetidae
Source: the annotation of a GenBank genome assembly
AUGUCACAACUAGAUGCAAUUUACGUCCUCUGUGGCAAUAAAUCCAAACAUAAAAAAUGGGCUAAAAACUGGAUAAAAAUCAAAGGUGUUCAUACAAACAUCAAAGAAAUUUGUGAAGCAUUGCAAUUGGCUACUAAUCAGCGUGAUCAGGACACAAUUGCCGUAAGUUUUCUCACGGUAAACGAAAUGACUUCGACUGAUAAUUCAAAUCAAUUGGAACCAACAUUUAUGUAUACACAGAUAUUCAAGGAAAUUCUCCUUGAUAUGGGACAUGAUAAUCAGGCCAUCUCAGAUUUUAUUACGUACAGCCGACUGAAUAAUUCCGGAUCGUCAAUCAAUAUUAAUCGAUUUGAAAAAGAAUACCAUUCUCAAUCAGCUAUUCGGUGGUAUACUUUAACACCAUUUAUUUACUGUAUGCUCAACGAUGCUCUACGCUCAAUGGAAGUCAAUACCAUUAUUAAUAUGGGCUUUUUUAUUCGCGAUCUUCAUCAACAAAUUCGGCGCUUAUAUCAACAACAAAUUACUAAAUACCAUCAGAAACCAUUCAUAGUUUACCGCGGACAAGGUUUAUCGAAAGAAAAUUUCGAAAAAUUACAAAAAUCAGAAGGUGGUUUAAUAUCUUUUAAUAACUUUUUAUCCACUAGUACAGAACAAGACAUAUCUCUCGUAUUUGCCCGAAGUGCGUCCGAAAAGGUGGACAUGGUCGGCAUUGCUUUCAAGAUGUUAAUCGAUCCUUGUAUUAAAUCAGUGCCAUUUGCCUUCAUCACGGAGGUGAGUUCGUUUGAUGGAGAAGACGAAGUUCUUUUUUCAAUGCAUACCGUCUUUCGAGUGGGCGCAAUUCAACACAUGGAUAAUAAUAAUCAACUUUAUCAAGUUGAAUUAAAAUUAACGUCGGAUGAUGACCAACAACUACGAUUACUUACUGAUUGGAUACGAGAAGAAGCUGCUGGUAUUACUGGAUGGCAACGAUUAGGUCACUUAUUGCUUAAAAUUGGUCAAUUUAAUCAAGCUGAAGAACUUUAUAAUGCAUUGCUCAAACAGGCAUCUGAUGAGAGCGAAAAAGCGCUUUAUUAUAAUCAGCUUGGAGGUGUCCAUUUUAAUCAAGGUAAUUACAAGAAGGCUGCUCGGUAUUUCGAGCAAGGACUUGAAAUCUGCCAAACAGCUCUUCCUUCAAAACAUUCUCAUUUGGCUACGUCAUGCAACAACAUCGGUAGUGUGUAUAAAAAGAUGGGCGAGUACUCGAAAGCACUUUUAUUCUAUGAAAAAGAUUUUGAAAUCUGCCAAAAAACUCUUCCUUCAGAUCAUCCGAAGUUGGCUACUUCAUGUAACAACAUUGGUAGUGUAUAUAAAAAGAUGGGGGACUAUUCCAAAGCAUUAUUAUUUUACGGAAAAGCACUUGAAAUCUGUCGAAAAGCUCUUCCUCCAAAUCAUCCUCAUUUAGCUAUUUCAUGCAAUAACAUCGGUUUAGCGUAUGACAACAUGGGCGAGUACUCGAAAGCACUUUCAUAUUUAGAACGUGCUCUGAACAUAUGGCAACGUGCAUUACCUCCAACUCAUCCUGAUAUUAAAAGUGUGAAACAAAUUAUAAUGCUUCGUUUACUUCUAUUAGUAUGUUUGGCACAUUUAGUCGUUGGUAGAACGAUCACUGGAAAUAUUGUCCUUAAAAGCAAUCCUGAUAAGACUAUUGUGUUACCAAAUGGAUGUCAAUAUAUCGUUCAAGUUGUCGAUGCAUCACGAGCUGAUGGUAAAGCUACUGAAUUAGGAACAACACAAUAUACACUAGUAUCAUCUUUACCACACUCAUAUACGGUAACAUGUGUACCUAGUGGUCUACCAAUGGGUUCUGAUUCGCUACAAGCUCAAAUAAAAUGUCCAAAUGGUCAAAUGUAUAUCAAUGAUCAUCGAAUAUCUGUACCGGACAAGGAAGGUGAUAACAUAACAAUAGAUAUUGGAGUUAUUAGCCAUCACUGA